AUGACGCGCUGGUCCCUCCAGCGUAUCCAGAUGACAUCUUCCACGGCGCCGGUAUCGCACUCGCUCGAUGGCUGCCAUCGGAAACAUGAUUGUCCUUUGCUCUCCCAAAAGUUGUUCUUAUCCAGGCACCAGUGGACUGCAGUUUCCACCUCGCAUCGGUCUCAUCAACAUCCUCAGCGGGACUCGAACCGCUCUCAUCCAGGCAGCAGUGGACUGCAGUUUCGACCUCGCAUUGGUCUUAUCAACACCCUCAGCGGGAUUCGAACCGCGACAGUGGAGGACGGUAGCUUGACACGCUAA
Molecule: messenger RNA, 300 nt
Organism: Protopolystoma xenopodis
Lineage: Eukaryota; Metazoa; Platyhelminthes; Monogenea; Polystomatidea; Polystomatidae
Source: the annotation of a GenBank genome assembly